Molecule: messenger RNA, 1454 nt
Organism: Epinephelus lanceolatus (giant grouper)
Lineage: Eukaryota; Metazoa; Chordata; Actinopteri; Perciformes; Serranidae
Source: RefSeq, a predicted model, not a curated record
ACUUGUUUCUGAUUGGCUGAACGGUGUCAAUAAAAAGGUGAUAAAUUACUUGCCCCGGUGAUGAUCAUCUGAAGGGCAAGUGAAGGGCACGCCGGAUUGAAAGCUUCCUAGUUUUUCUGUGGAAUUCAUGUCAGAAGUAGAUUUGCCUGUAUCCUAUAGUUAUAAUGGGAAAGUCUAUAAACUUUAUUUCUAUCUGUUAGAGCUCAGGCCUUUUUGUUUGUUUUAUUUCAGAGUUGUGGUUCAUUUUUAUCCAAACAUAGUCCGUGCACAUUUGUCGCUGAACUAUAAUGUUUUCCUUUCUUUGUUUCUUUCUUUCUUUGUUUCUUUCUUUCUUUCUUUCUUUCAUCCUCGUCUCUGUUAUAGCUCAGCCCUAUUUUGUUUAAUAACUGUUGAUAAAUAGUAAACAUUUAUUGCUUGUCUGUUAUUUCCUUGUUUUCAUGUCAGAGACCUGGUUAAUUUUUAUCCAAACACUUGUCACACAUGUUUCACACAUGACUGUGUUGUUUUCAUUCCAGUAGAUAAUGAGCUAAUAAUUUUACAAUGUCCUGUAAAUUGUCUUUAUUUUUGGCUCAUAUUCAGAUACUGUGUAGUUGUGUACAGGUAAAAGUGUUUGCCCAGUGGUUUUGACCUGUGACAUCACACCAGCAGUGCAGACACCCUCUCUGAAGCGUAUAAAAGAAAGUGGCCUUUCAGCUGUCUCUGAAAGAUUCUCAAUAACAUCCAACGGUGAAGAUCACGUUCUACGAAGACUUAAACAAAGACUCCGACACCAACAUGCUCUUGUUCCUGUUCAUGUUCGGUCUGGCUCUGGGUGCUGUGUCUCCUUCAGAUGUCCAUCAGGUGAAGCUACAGCGUGGCGCCUGUCCCAUGUUCUGGUACAGCUUCAACGGCCGCUGCUACAAGUACAUCGCCACACGUAUGACCUGGGCUGAUGCAGAGCUCCACUGUGUGUCAGAGGGAGCCAACUUGGCAUCUAUCCACAGUCUGGAUGAACAUAAUUUUGUCAAAUCCCUGAUCAAGAACUUUGACCCUGCACAGGGAAGGACCUGGAUUGGACUCAGUGACACCCAGAAGGAAGGACGAUGGAUGUGGUCUGAUGGGUCUGCAGUCAACUUUGUCUUUUGGCAUGCAGCACAGCCAGACAAUUGUGGAAGAACUGAACAUUGUGUUCACAACAACUUUGGCACAGAAUUAAAAUGGAAUGAUCAUCAGUGUUAUCAGACAUACACUUUUGUUUGUGCAUCUCGCACAGUUUGUCCUUAGCAACCAAGAAGGUUAUAACUGAUUGAUCUCAGUAACUUUCCACCCCUUGCUCUGUGGUAAUACAUUAAGACUGCACGAUAACGAUACAAAAGUUUGUACAUAUAUAAUUCUUCUCAUGUACUGUUUGACUAUGAAGAUGUUUCUAUGUGUUUUAUGCAAGUAUAAAAUACUUUGGGAUUUCCACCAAAAGA